AUGGAAACAGACGAAGAACCACCCAACGGAGGUUAUGGCUGGGUCUGCACGGUUGCAGGCGCGGUAUCCAUGGCGCACUCCUGGGGAUUCAAUUCCGCCUACGCGGUAUUCCUCGCUUACUACCUGGACAACGGCAGUUUCAAAGGCGCAUCGCGGCUCGAUUACGCCUUUGUCGGCUCCCUAAGCCUGACAGCAACGUUUAUGGUCUCUCCAAUUGCGACUGCGAUCACGCACCGAUUCGGCAUUCGCAAGACCAUGUUCAUCGGGACGAUCUUGGAGACGGCAAGCCUGCUGUGUGCCAGUGCGGCAUCGCAGAUCUGGCACCUCUUCCUUACACAGGGCGUUUUGUUCGGCCUCGGGAUGGGGAUGUUGUUCAUCCCUGUCGCGUCUGUGGUGCCACAGUGGUUUACGACGAAGCGGUCGUUGGCGGCGGGGAUCUCUGUCUCCGGCGCAGGGAUUGGAGGUCUCGUCUACUCGCUGGCGACAGAGGCCGCGAUCCGAAAUCUGGGGCUCGUCUGGACAUUCAGGGUGCUGGGGAUUCUCGCAUUCACGCAUGACGAACGAGAAGCGGACAAACCCAGAGCCAACGUGGCCUUGGAACUGGGCCUUCUCAAGAACAGCAACUUCCUCCUCCUCAUCGGCUUCGGCGUCUUCACCAUCUUGGGCUAUUUCAUCCUCAUCUUCAGCCUGGCCCAUUACGGGACCGAAAUCGGUCUCACGCCAUCCCAUGCAUCGCUCAUCAGCGGGCUCUUCAACCUCGGCCAGGCCAUCGGGCGCCCCCUGGUUGGGUAUUUCAGCGACAGCGUCGGCCGGAUCACCAUCGCCGGCGCAACGACCUUCGUCGCUGGUGCGAUCUGUCUCGCCGUCUGGGUGAACGCGCAUAGCUUCGGAGUGUUGGUAUUCUUCGCCAUUGCCGAGGGCCUUGUGGCUGGGAACUUCUGGGCGACGAUUGCGCCGUUGGUGGCGGAGGUUCUUGGGAUAGACAAGGUGCCCUCGGGGAUGAAUCUGGUGUGGUUGAGCAUUGUUGUUCCUUCGACCUUCUCGCAGCCGAUUGCGCUGGUGCUGACGGAGGCGACGGGGAGUUUUCUGGCCUCUCAGCUGUUUACUGGGCUCAUGUAUAUAGCUGCGGCUGCGUGUUUGGGGUGGCUCUUCCUACGGAUGAGGAGGCACGCGAGGGGAGGGUCUGUUUAG
Aspergillus calidoustus is the source of this 1191-nucleotide messenger RNA. The record is from the annotation of a GenBank genome assembly. NCBI's taxonomy places the organism in Eukaryota, Fungi, Ascomycota, Eurotiomycetes, Eurotiales, Aspergillaceae.